Gekko japonicus is the source of this 2549-nucleotide messenger RNA. RefSeq names its product mucolipin 1 (gene MCOLN1). Bases 297 to 2015 code for a protein of 572 amino acids. NCBI's taxonomy places the organism in Eukaryota, Metazoa, Chordata, Lepidosauria, Squamata, Gekkonidae. The record is from RefSeq and is a predicted model, not a curated record. Gene Ontology annotation, cellular component: lysosomal membrane; plasma membrane. Gene Ontology annotation, molecular function: NAADP-sensitive calcium-release channel activity. The transcript has 16 exons.
GCGCGCGCGCGUGCUCCCUCCCUUUGCCAGGAAACCAUGGGAUAGCGCCGCCCGGGGGUGCACAGGCGCGCGCGCCCAGCUGGACAUUCCUCCUGAGGAAGAACCCUUGACCACCACCAGGAACAAUUUAGGUCCUGUUGGGAGUUUCCUCCUUAGUUUGGCAACCAGAAAGACAGGGCUGCCUUGCUGAAAACUGUUCCUUGGUGUUCCCUGACCUGCUGUAUGCCUCAGCAGAGCCCAAGAAGCACAGAUUAGUGGCAGAUCUUCCUGGGAGCGGUUGAAUCUAGGACUGCAGGAUGGAGACACAGAGGCUGCUGACCCCCGUGAACAGCUACGGGUCCCAGGAUGAGGAAGGCAAGAUGAGCCUCAGUGCGGCUUCACUGCAGCCAGAAGAGGAGGACCUCCGCAGGCGCCUUAAGUAUUACUUCAUGAGCCCCUGCGACAAGUUUCGUGCCAAAGGCCGCAAGCCUUUUAAGUUGGUGCUCCAGCUGGUCAAGAUACUCAUUGUUACCAUCCAGCUCAUCCUCUUUGGACUCAGCAACCAGAUGGUCGUGACCUUCAAGGAGGAGAACACCAUGACCUUCAAGCACCUCUUCCUGAAGGACUAUGCAGAGGGGUCAGAGGACACGUACGCGGUCUACACGCAGGCGGAUGUCUACGAGCGCAUCUCCUAUGCCGUGGGCAAGUACUUGGCCCUUCCCAAUGAGACGAUCGGACGCUAUGCCUAUGUGCGUGCAGCCGGGGCCAACCAGUCAGCUCUCAUGCUCUGCCAGCAGUACUACCGCAAAGGGAGGAUUGACCCCGCCAACGACACCUUCAACAUCGAUCCCAAGAUUGUCACUGAGUGCCUGGGUGUGGAUCCCCCAGAAAAGAUAAUUUCGCCGGACCCUGUGAGAGAUUUUCCAGUCUACCAAGAGCCAGGCUACAGCUACAGGAAUUUUACGCUCAAGUUUUACAAGCUGAUAAAUGUCACCCUCCAGUUCAAGCUGAAAGCCAUCAACAUCCAGACCAUCAUCAACAAUGAAAUCCCAGACUGCUACACCUUCUCCAUAAUGAUCGUGUUUGACAACAAAGCACAUAGUGGCCGAGUGAAGAUCCAUCUGGACAACAGAGUGGACAUCCAGGAGUGUAAAGACCCCAGUGUGUUUGGCAAAGGAGACAAUAGUUCACGGAUGUUCUUUGAUGUGGUUGUGCUCCUCGUCUGCGUGCUUUCCUUCAUCCUGUGCACCCGCUCGAUUGUCAGGGGCCUUCGGCUGCAACAUGAGUUCAGCCAGUUCUUCCAGCAGCAUUACGACCAGGGUGUCUGCCUGUCAGACCGCAUGGAGUUUGUGAACGGCUGGUACAUCCUGCUGGUCGUGAGUGACAUCCUCACUGUCUCUGGGACCAUCAUGAAGAUUGGAAUCGAGUCCAAGAACUUGGCCAGCUACGAUGUGUGCAGCAUCCUCCUGGGCACCUCCACGCUCCUGGUCUGGGUCGGAGUCAUGCGGUACCUCAGCUUCUUCCAGAAGUACAACAUUCUGAUAGUCACCAUGCGAGUUGCCUUCCCCAACGUCAUCCGCUUCUGCUGCUGUGUGGCGGUCAUCUACCUGGGCUACUGCUUCUGCGGCUGGAUCGUGUUGGGACCCUACCAUGUCAAGUUCCGCUCCCUUUCGAUGGUGUCAGAGUGCCUUUUCUCCCUCAUCAACGGGGACGACAUGUUUGUGACGUUUGCUGAGAUGCAGCAGAACAGCUACCUGGUGUGGCUCUUCAGCCAGCUCUACCUGUACACCUUCAUCAGCCUCUUCAUCUACAUGGUGCUCAGCCUCUUCAUCGCUCUGAUCACCGGCUCCUACGAGACCAUCAAGCAUCAGUGCGAGGGCGAGACGGCCACCACGCAGCUCCAUGCCUACAUAGCCGCCUGCAAGGACAGCCCGAAGUCUGGGAAAUUUCGCCGGGGAAACAGCUCCUCGUGCUCCGCCUUCUGCUGCUGCUGUGAGCCAACCCCUCUGGAGGAGAACGUCCUGGUUGUCAACUGACGCCACCUGUGACAUGGCACGCGAAGGCCACGCUCUCCUGCUUGAAGCUGGGCUGCUUGGGGUGUGGACUUUGGAGAGUGAGGAGGCCUCCUGCAGAUGGCUUCCUGGCGCAAUAAGGAUGGCGAGAGGCGGCAGCUCAUCAUGGCCAGGUGCCAGUUCCGCAGGAAACCCGUGAGGCUGCGCCGCAAGGGAGAUGUGCCCGGGGGUGGAGGCUGCGAGCGACGUUCUGCACAGUCCCUCCAGACUUCCGAUGCGUCCGUCUGGGUCCUCGUGUCCCCCACGUUGCCCAUGUGCUGUGGAUGGCUGAGCAGCUGUCGAGUGGUGGAGACCCUGAUCCGCCUGCCUCUGCUGCUGGCACAGGGGCAGAGUGUAGAGGGCUGUGGCGGCACCCUCCAGACUUCCCCCGCGGCCGGGCCACGCCCUGGAAGGGCCAGUACAGCGCAGUGAUUCAGAGUGUGUUGUUGGACUCUAGGACCUGGGGGGGAGCCAGGCUCAGAUGACCUUGGGCCAGCCACGCGCUCUCUUGGCCUAGCC